Monopterus albus (swamp eel) is the source of this 1428-nucleotide messenger RNA. RefSeq lists its product as uncharacterized. The transcript has 6 exons. NCBI's taxonomy places the organism in Eukaryota, Metazoa, Chordata, Actinopteri, Synbranchiformes, Synbranchidae. The coding region runs from base 198 to 1073 and encodes 291 amino acids. The record is from RefSeq and is a predicted model, not a curated record.
CUCACGUGACUGUCAGCUGACCAGUAGUAGUGAAGGUCAGUAGCUGUAAGUGUUCAUAUUUGUACAAACGAUAAAGUUAGCUUUAACUUUUCACUUUCACAAAAAUAUUUUUCUUUAUGUGCUUAAAUAGACGACAGUGUUAGGUAGACCAAAUCAUCUAAACAGGGAACAAAGAAAAUAAGUGCCUUUGAAACAAAAUGGCCUCCUCUUCUGCCGCUACUGCUUCUGUCGUCCUAAAUACGGGUGUUCAUAUGCCCCUUCUGGGUUUGGGGACCUUCAAGUUACAGGGUACUGAAAAUGUCUACCAGGCUGUGGAUGCUGCCUUGGCUGCUGGUUACCGGGCCUUUGACAGUGCAGCCAUCUACGGGAAUGAAGCCGACUUGGGACGAGCCCUGAAGGAACUCCUGCCCAAAUAUUGCUUGUCCAGAGAAGAUGUAUUUAUAACCAGCAAGCUCACCCCUAAGGAUCAGGGUGAAAAGGCCAUGGAAGGAGCACUCCAAAGCCUGUCUCAGCUGGAUUUGAGUUACAUUGACCUGUACCUAAUCCACUGGCCUGGUACACAGGGCCUGGUAGUGAAUGACCAACAUAACCCAGGUAACCGAGCUCAGAGUUGGGCUGCACUGGAGGAGCUGCAUUCCCAGGGAAAGCUGAAGGCUAUAGGUGUGUCUAACUACACACCAGCACACAUGAAACAGCUAAUGCAAAGCUGCAAAGUCCCUCCUGCGGUGCUACAGGUAGAGUUUCACCCAGAGCUGUGCCAGAGUGAGCUGAGAACAGUGUGUAAGGAGUAUGGAGUGUGUUUCCAAGCCUACACCUCUUUAGGGAGAGGAGGCCUGUUAACUGACCCUGUAGUAAUGGAGGUGGCAAAAAACUGUGAACGCACACCUGCACAGGUCCUGUUGCGCUGGGCAGUACAGCAGGGUGUCCCUGUGCUCCCCAAGUCAUCAAGUCCAGAGAGAAUAAAGGCAAACUCCAGGAUUUUUGACUUUAUGCUGACUGAUGCAGACAUGGAGAGACUGUCAGCUUUGGACUCUGGACACAGGUAUUGCUGGGAUCCAUCAGAAGUGGCUUGACAGAUUGGGUCUUACAUUUUACUAAUGCUACUCUGACUGGCGGUAAUGCAGUGGUAGGAAAUCAAAGUGGGAAACACUUGCAGAUCCAGUUAAGUCAGCUCUUCUGGGCUCAGGUAAUUAAGCUUUUCGGAUAUUGUGGGAUAAGUAUUGAAAAUGUAUCCAAAUGGAUGUACAGAGACAUCUGAGAGUUCAGCUAACAGUUCGAACCUAGGCCAGUAAGUUGCACUGUUUACUGUGCCCCAUAUGUUGUUAUAUGCUCUGUACCUUAUCAUAUUUUGUGUCCUUGUUAAUCUCCUUUCAUUGUACUAUUGUGCAUUAAUAUUUAGACAUUUGAAUUGUCUAUGAAUUGCCUCAA